This is a messenger RNA of Aedes aegypti (yellow fever mosquito), 1894 nucleotides long. RefSeq names its product probable methylmalonate-semialdehyde dehydrogenase [acylating], mitochondrial. Lineage: Eukaryota; Metazoa; Arthropoda; Insecta; Diptera; Culicidae. Bases 169 to 1734 code for a protein of 521 amino acids. Gene Ontology annotation, molecular function: malonate-semialdehyde dehydrogenase (acetylating, [NAD(P)+]) activity; methylmalonate-semialdehyde dehydrogenase (acylating, NAD+) activity. The record is from RefSeq and is a predicted model, not a curated record. Gene Ontology annotation, biological process: thymine catabolic process; L-valine catabolic process. Gene Ontology annotation, cellular component: mitochondrion. The transcript has 4 exons.
CACAAAAACAUUUCGCACAAAUUGGGGGUCUGGCCGGUCGACGUCGCCAUUCGCUGGCGCAGUUCCUUUCCAAUUAUCAUCCCAGGUGGCGGUGCGGCACACGGUGUUUUCCCUGAUUUGAGUGGAUAGUCGAUUUUGGUUUUUGAACUACAGAAUUUGUGCAACAAAAUGGCUCUAGUCAGACUGUUAGGAGUGGAGUGCCGCAAUGCUCUGCAGCGCAGCUACAGUACCGCCUCGGUCCCAACGACCAAGAUGUUCAUCGAUGGCAAGUUUGUGGACUCGAAGACCACCGAAUGGAUUGACCUGCACGAUCCGGCCACCAACAAGGUAGUCACGCGUGUCCCCAAGUGCACCCAGGAUGAAAUGGAAUCGGCAGUGGAGUCCUCGAAGAAGGCUUUCAAGACUUGGAGCCAGACUUCGAUCCUGGGCCGUCAGCAGGUCAUGUUCAAACUGCAGCACUUGAUCCGCAACAACAUGUCCGAGUUGGCCAAGAACAUCACCAAGGAACAGGGCAAGACUCUUGUCGAUGCCGAGGGUGAUGUCCUCCGUGGAUUGCAGGUCGUUGAACACUGCUGCAGUAUCACCUCCCUGCAGAUGGGCGAGACCGUGCCCAACAUUGCCAAGGACAUGGAUACCUACUCGUACACUCUGCCAUUGGGUGUGACGGCUGGUAUCUGCCCGUUCAACUUCCCUGCUAUGAUUCCCCUGUGGAUGUUCCCGGUUGCCAUUACCUGCGGUAACACCAGCAUCAUCAAGCCAUCGGAGCGUGUCCCCGGAGCUACCAUGAUGCUGAUGGAGCUGUUGAACGAAGCUGGAUGCCCACCAGGUGUUGUGAACGUUAUCCAUGGAGCCCAUGAUGCUGUGAACUUCAUCUGCGACAAUCCAACCAUCAAGGCCGUCUCAUUCGUGGGAUCCGAUCAGGCCGGCAAGUACAUCUACGAACGUGCCGGACGCAACGGCAAGCGCGUUCAGUCGAACAUGGGAGCUAAGAACCACGGAGUCAUCAUGGCCGAUGCCAACAAGGAGAACACGCUCAAUCAGCUGGCCGGAGCUGCCUUCGGUGCCGCUGGACAGCGUUGCAUGGCUCUGUCUACCGCAGUAUUCGUUGGAGAGGCCAAACAAUGGAUCCCGGAUCUGGUUGAGCGCGCACGCAAGCUGAAGGUCAACGCUGGACACGUUCCCGGAACCGAUGUUGGUCCAGUUAUUUCCCCACAAUCCAAACAGAGAAUCAACGAACUGGUUGAAUCUGGAGUUAAGGAAGGCGCCAAGCUGGUUUUGGACGGACGUUCCAUCAAGGUGGAGAACUUUGAAAACGGAAACUUUGUUGGACCAACCAUCCUGACUGAUGUGUCAACAAACAUGAAGUGCUACACCGAAGAAAUCUUUGGCCCGGUGCUGGUGUGUUUGACUGUUGACACUGUUGACGAAGCUGUUGAAAUGAUCAACAACAACCCAUACGGUAACGGAACGGCCAUCUUCACCACCAACGGAGCUACCGCCAGGAAGUUUGUCAACGAAAUCGACGUUGGCCAGGUCGGUGUCAACGUGCCAAUCCCGGUGCCAUUGCCGAUGUUCUCUUUCACUGGAUCUCGUGGCAGCUUCAUGGGCGAUUGCCACUUCUACGGCAAGCAGGGAGUCAAGUUCUACACCCAGACCAAGACUGUGACCCAGCUGUGGCGUGAGGGAGAUGUUUCCCACACCAAGGCUGCUGUGGCAAUGCCAACGAUGAAGUAAGCUAAGAGAAGUCGGGAGGUACGAUUCGGGUAAAAAUGCCUUCCAACGAAGGAGUUGCGCGUGCAUUUACUAGAUUAAAUACAAUUCAUAUACUGCAUUUACUACAUAUCUGAUAUUCAGCUUAAAUAAAGACAAUCGCCUUAUGCUACUGUGUUAAAAA